ACAGUAGACUGAUAAGUGCUUGUGUCCCCUACGAUAGUCCGAUAACUUGCCACAGGAGCGGGAUUUUUGAUUUUCCUCGGCCAGUGUCAACUGCCUGGCCCAAGCUUCUCUGGCGAUUUUUGCUCCAGUAGCGCAGUAGUAAUGGAGAAUAUCUCCCUUGACAAACAAAGUGCUCCCGAUUGGCGGUAGCAGCUUUGGCACGGGCGGAAGAUAUCUAGGAACCCGUUCUUGGUGGGGUCGCCGAUUCCGAUAUCCCCCUCUUCCUCUCAUCUGCGUGAUUAUUCUUAUCCUUUUCAAGCGCUCCUGCUAUCGCACGGACGGAGGAAAAAAGAAUCUGUUAUCAGUUUUGCAAAUUUGACUCCUUGAUAAAGUGCUACGAUGGAUUAUUUCCUUGAUAUUCUCUGUCUCAUACUCCUCGUGUUUUUGGGUUACGGCUGUUGCUCUACGAGAACCCCUGCAACAAUGGAGGCUUCUCUGUGCACCAAGAACGAAGACACGAUACUGGUGCCUGAGAGGGACGACAAGCCAUUAAUUGCCAACGAAGAUGGCCCAACUGUAGCGAAUGGCACCGAUGGAACGCCGAACCUCAUGACAGAUAGUGCGAACGGCGUGGCUCCACUAUUGCCCCGAAGAAAGCGAAUAGUGGUUGUUGGCCUGGGCAUGGUAGCAAUUGCAUUCAUGUAUUCCUUCCUCCCGAUAAACAAUCCGUUCCUACUAGCUAAUUCAUUGCGUCAGUGAAAAGAUCUUGAAGCUUGAUGCCGAGAACAAACAGUACGAGAUCGUGGUCAUUGGUGAAGAGUCGCAUGUGGCAUACAACCGUGUGGGAUUGACUUCAUUUUUCGAACACCGAAAAGUUGAGGACCUUUACUUGAAUCCAAAAGAAUGGGUAUGCAGACGUUACUUCACAGUGCUGGGGAGGGAUAUGAACUAACCGAAACAUCAGUAUGAGUCAAAUUCGGAUGUUCUAAACCACAGAAUCAACACCAAAGUCACAGCCAUCGAUCCUGUAUCGAAAUCGAUAGCAACAUCUGCCGGCUACAAUGUAAGCUACGAUAUCCUAGUGUUAGCAACCGGCUCGGACGCGGUUGUCCCAUCGAAUACACCCGGGCAUGACAGCGAGGGAGUGUUUGUUUAUCGGAAUAUCGAGGAUCUGGAGAAGUUGAUAUCGUUCUCCGCUGUGGUAAGCGGAUCAACAGGUUGUGUAGUAGGUGGUGGGUUGCUUGGACUUGAGGCGGCGAAGGCGAUGAUGGACCUCGAGCAGUUUGGGUCUGUCAAACUAAUUGACAAGAACCCUUGGGUUUUGUCGAGACAGCUUGAUCAAGACGCGGGGAAAUUGGUGCUUGAGAAGGUUGCAGAGCUGGGACUUGACGUACUGAGUUGCAGAAAGAUUAAGACGAUCAAUUCCAACGAGAAUAAUCAGACCGAGAGUGUCACAUUUGAGGAUGGAGAAACUAUGAAAACCACAUGUAUAUGCUUUGCUGUAAGUUCUUGUAUGCUCAUGGGAUGGCAAUUGUUGCUAACCGUUGUACAGAUCGGUAUUAAACCCAGAGACGAGCUCGCCGAUAGUGCCGGGAUCAGGACUGCCGGUCGCGGGGGUUUCAUUAUUAACAAAGAGUAUGACCUCCAUUUUAAGUCUUUAUUUCUCGGGCUAGUCCGUUCUUACCAUGAAUGGUCAACAGUGUCGAAACGACCGUCCCCGGAAUUUAUGCGAUCGGAGAAUGUGCUUCAUGGGAAAACCAAACCUUUGGUUUGAUUGCUCCCGGGGUCGAGAUGGCAGAUGUCCUUGCAUUCAACCUCUGCAAAUCAACAUUGCAUGGCCACUCAGAGGCGCCAAAGGCCUUUAGACGCCCUGAUCUUUCAACCAAAUUGAAGUUGCUUGGCGUCAACGUCGCUUCCUUUGGUGACUUCUUCGCUGACCGGGAUGGACCUAGAGAGUUGCCCGGUCGCUCCCCAAGUCAGGAGAGAAGAGGAAGAGAAGUCAAGGCGCUCAGUUAUAGAGACCCCUUCCAAGCCGUUUAUAAAAAGUACAUCUUUACAUCAGAUGGAAAAUACCUACUUGGCGGCAUGAUUAUCGGGGACACGGCAGACUACAUUAAACUUGUAGGAAUGGUCAAGUCUAAGAAAGCGUUGGAAAUUCCGCCCUCGCAAUUAAUCUUGGGCGCAAAAACCGAGGGAGACGAGAACCCGGAUGACUUGUGGGUCCCCUUUCCCGGGUUGGCUCUACCGGAGGCUUGCUAAAGUGAUGCUAGGGACGACGAUACCCAGAUUUGCUCAUGCCACAACGUAACGAAAGGAGAUAUCAGCAAAGUGGUCAAAGACGGCAGCUGCAAGAGCUUGGGGGAUGUAAAGUCUUGCACAAAAGCCGGCACUGGAUGUGCCGGCUGCGUGCCACUCGUUCAGUCAAUCUUCAAUGCCGAGAUGAAGGCUAUGGGAGCCGAAGUCUCAAAUCAUCGUUCGUCACCCACUUUGCCCCGCUGUACCGCCGCUAACCCUUCAAAGUUUGUCCACACUUCGCCUACUCUCGUGUUGACCUUUUCAAUAUCGUCAAAGUGAAGGUUAGUUCUUCCAGACGCUGUCUGAGGGUGUGCUGACAUCCGCAGGAAAUAAAAACCUUUCCCGAAGUAAUGCGCGAGUGUGGCAAAGACCCCGAAUCACUUGGCUGCGAGGUAUGCAAGCCGACUCUGGGGUCUAUAUUCUCUUCCCUUUUCAACCAGCACAUAAUGGAUAAACCCCUGCACAUGCUCCAAGAGACAAACGAUAGAUUCCUUGCAAAUAUUCAACGAAACGGGACCUUCUCGGUUGUUCCCCGAAUGGCGGGAGGGGAGAUUACGCCUGAUAAACUCAUCGCUAUCGGUACAGUAGCGAAGAAAUACAAUUUAUACUGCAAGGUUACCGGUGGGCAGAGAAUUGAUAUGUUCGGUGCACGAAAACAAGACUUGGUGGCUAUCUGGACGGAGCUUGUGGAGGCGGGGAUGGAGAGUGGACAUGCCUAUGCUAAGAGUUUGAGAACAAUCAAGGUUUGCUUUUCAUUGACUUUAAUCCUCGAGACUUGCUAACGAUGUUAUCCUAGAGCUGUGUAGGGACCACAUGGUGCCGGUUCGGUGUCGGUGACAGUGUUGGCAUGGCAAUCAGGCUGGAAGAGCGAUAUAAAAGUAUUCGCGCACCGCAUAAAAUCAAAUCUGGUGUUUCGGGAUGUAUCCGGGAGUGCGCAGAAGCCCAGAACAAAGAGUAGCUUUCUUCCCCCCAAAAUGCCUGUUAUCAUAUAGGCUAACCUCCGACGCUAGCUUCGGUCUUAUUGCCACCGAGACUGGAUACAACAUCUUUGUUGCCGGAAACGGGGGCUCCAAGCCCCGUCAUUCGGAACUCUUAAUAAAGGACUGUCCCGUGGAUAGAGUUAUCCCGGUCCUAGACCGCUACCUAAUGUUCUACAUCCGUACCGCAGAUAGACUCCAGAGAACAGCCCGUUGGAUGGAAAACCUCCCGGGGGGGAUCAAAUACCUGAAGGAAGUAAUCCUGGACGACAAGCUUGGGAUUUGCGACCAGCUCGAGAAGGAAAUGCAGGACCUAGUGAAGUCCUACUUCUGCGAAUGGACGGAGGUUGUCAAAGACACAGAGCGGCGAAAGUAUGCACUUGCCCCUACCCUCAUUUCUGAUCAGGGGUACUAACACACUACUACUAGACAAUUCCAACAAUUCGCCAACACCUCCGACGCCAGCGAGACCGUAGAAAUCAUCAGCGAGCGCUCCCAAUCCAGGCCAACAUAUUGGCCCAAAGAAAGUGUAAAAUACGAUUUCAAAAACCACCGCUGGUCAAAUCUAGCCUGGCAGCCCAUAAUCGAAGCCUCAUACUUCUCCAACGCAAACUCCUCAACACCCGUAACUGCCGCGAUCAAGCGGGGCGAUACCCAGCUCGCCAUCUUCAAAGUGAGGGGUAAAUACUACGCCACGCAGCAGAUGUGUCCUCACAAACGGGCCUUCGUGCUCUCGGACGGCCUGAUAGGCGAAGACCCAGACGACGGCACGGAAGAGGGCAAGAAGAAGAGGAAAAUGUGGGUCAGUUGUCCUUACCACAAGAGGAACUACACACUCGAAGGCAAGACUCCCGGCGGGUGUGCGAACGAUGAGGAAAUCAGUAUUGCGACGUUUGAUGUGGAGGAGAGAAGCGAUGGGUGGGUCUACUUGAAGUUGCCGAGCGUGGCAGAGUUGGACGCUUUGCUAGGGACUGAGAGGUGGAAGGUAAAGAAGGAGGAGUCGGAGGACCCCUUCAAGGAGAUGGAUAAAAAAAUUGGUAACAAGGGACGGAAGGCCGUCAAGCCCACCGAGGUCGUAGAUGGGAAUGGAAGUCUAGCGGAAAAGAAGAUCAAUGGGCUAGAGUGGUAGAAUGGGCUUGCGGUCAUCUUUUGUGUUGUACAUAUAUAUGGUUUUGAUUUUCGGAGUUUUGUAGAACGAUCCCCUGGGAAGCAUGCGCCCCCCUUUAUUUUUGAUCUGCCCUCUUUAGCAUCAACGCACUCCCAUAUUUUCUUUCGG
This is a messenger RNA of Tuber aestivum (summer truffle), 4527 nucleotides long. NCBI's taxonomy places the organism in Eukaryota, Fungi, Ascomycota, Pezizomycetes, Pezizales, Tuberaceae. The record is from the annotation of a GenBank genome assembly.